Molecule: messenger RNA, 2259 nt
Organism: Bactrocera oleae (olive fruit fly)
Lineage: Eukaryota; Metazoa; Arthropoda; Insecta; Diptera; Tephritidae
Molecular function (GO): structural molecule activity
Source: RefSeq, a predicted model, not a curated record
GCACAAACAAGCAUAUCCCUUGCGGACAAACGCAGUCCUACGUAUGUAUAGGGCAGUUAAUUAACGAUUAACUUUAGAUUAUACACGUAACGGCCAAAAGUGUUAUCGAAAAGAUUUUUGAAAGUGAUAUUUGCACUUAUGGGUAUAGCCAUGCUAAGUUUGAGGCAGUUCUAUCAGUUUGCGAAAGAGUUGAGAAUUAUUUAUGAAAUAAGAAUAAAAUUGUUAGCUUUGAUGUUGUGGUGAUCUCAAUUUGCCAACUUCAAAAAUUUGGAUAUAAUUUCUAACGAUCUCAUCUGGCGAUAGCUAUCUGCAAAUGCAUUUCUGCCAUUCUAUAUUUUUUUAAAUUUAAACCUUAGUCUAAUUCUUUCGUUACAUUAAUAAUUCACACCCUAUAUCUUCAUUGACGUCUUCUUGGAUCUAGUCAAAUGUAUUUGGCUAUCGAUUGCAUUCAUCAUUUGCUCGCAUCCAGUUUUGUUUACCAGCAGUUAACGCACGCAAACGAAACGCGCAGCAGCCGACACCAAUAUUUGAAGUGAUUUCUAAAAUACAUCUAUUAAUUUGCAACAGCUUAAAGUAUAAUUUUAAAUAUUUAACGCAUUUACAUAUGUGCGUCGUUCAAGUAAAAUAAAGAAAACGGAAAAUUAAUUUAAUAAGAAACUGCACUUUUUCUUCAGUCACUAACGUAUACUAUACACAUAGCAGCCAACUGGUGCAACGCACUCACACACAUCAACUUGGUCACAAUCACUCGGCGUGACCUUGCCCCACUUUGUGUCAGUGUUAGUUAAACGCCCUAUCAACCCCCUAACAAUACGAGCCAACGAACUAAAUACAAAAUUAAACGCAUAUACAAACUUACAUAAAUACAUACAUAUAAAGCUACGCUGCUAUCCAUUGCCAUGGUUGAGGAAGGCGGCUGUCUUAGACAAACAGGCGCUUCCUUGUCGACCAGUAUGGUAGCCAGUUCGAAUGCAGGCAGCAAUGUCAAGGGCGGUAAAUAUGUGUGGUCAGAUCGUGAGUUGCUGAUGCACUUGCAAAAUUAUACACCCCUCAUAUUACUCAUUGACUUUGUGGAGAAGACGCGAACAAAACGCUUUUAUGAGGCAGGUGAACGCUACGAAAUACUUAUGCUUAUAUUCAUUAUGCGCAAGGGAGCACCGUUUUGUGAAAAUAAGCGUUUUCCCGAAGAGUAUUGGGUGAAUCUGUCAGUGGGUCCCAUUGCCGAAGCCUUCGAUCGUUUGUCGGCCGCUAUCGAUAUACCGGAUCCGCAAUUGCCAAUACAUAUGACCGUUACGGAUUUAACCAGUUGGAAGCAACAAUUUGACGCAGCAAUUUUGGAUAUACGACGUUUUGCUUACUAUACAGAACCGCUCGUGUUAGCCGAUGUGGGCGUUUAUAAUCGUACAACAUUUGAGGAGCGUUUUGGCUUACAUUGGCGUAUUGAUUAAGUUAAAUUUAAAUUUUACUAAUUUAUAAGCAUCAAGUGGUUUGCUAGUAUUGUUAAAUAUCUUUUUCUUGUUAUUUCCGCUUUAUGCUUACGUUCGCCACCCUUUGCGCUAAAAUUGCGCGCUAUUAUUUCCGUAUCCGUUAUGGAAGCAAAAGGCAAAGUAGAAACGAAAAAAUUGUAUGUCAAAACAAAGAAAUUAAAACUGUGCCUUUACAUUCGCAAGUUAAUUAAUUCACUGAAAAAGUGGAAAAACCAUUCUAUAACUUUUUAAAAAAACUGAAAUGUUGAAAGCAAAUACAUAUAUGUAUAUUUAUGUAAAUGCAUAUUUUUUAAUCAAAUAAUCGCUAUAUACUCGUAUGCACAUAAAUAUGGGAUUGAACAAAGGAAUUUAAAAGAACAAGCGGGUGAUAUCAUCUAGCAAUUGUGCAAAAUUAAAUAAUACUUAAACAAGAAUAUGCGCUAUGAAUGAGUACAUAACCAUAUGUACACAUAUACAAAAUUUAUGAACUCAUCAAUGUAACUUCCGUUCGAACAAUCAACGUAAUUUAGCUCUAAAAAGCUAUGCGAAAGAAAAUGUGAAAUUUAGCUGUAAAUUAAAUAUUAAACGAGCAACUUACUUAUGUAUAUAUUAUAAAUUAUAUAAAUUAAAAAUCAUAUAAAUUAAAAAUUGUAUAAAUUAAAAACAUAUAUGCAAUAAUAAAUUGUAUUUGAAGCAAAGUCAUGUAAAAACUAUGGGUAAAGAAAUGUGGGCUCUUUAUUGUCUGUUAUACUAAAUAAAAUGUGUUAUUUGCUGCAAUAUUGCAUUGAAAGAA